AUGAAUAAUAAUUAAUCAGUUCCUGAUAUAGGAGAGUAAGAAGAUGAUCUUUAAACAAUAAAGAAAACUGAAAAUGAAGAUUUUAUUUUGUCAUAUAAUUAAUGCACUGAGUAAUCUUCCUCAUUUGGAAGGAAACUAAACUAAUAGCUUUGGUAAGAAUUCUACAAAUAGGAAUUGAUUUAUUAGAAAAGGAAGAAUCCAUAAGCAAAUCAUAAUGAAUUAACUUCAUUAAUUUCAAAAAAGUGGAAAAGCAAGAAAUAAGAUAAGAAGACUGUUAAUAAAUUGAAAUUGAAAAUAAAACUAGAAAGUAUUGCUGAUUUUGCUGCUUAAACCAAGAAUAAUAAAUAGAUAGCCAUUCUUAAUAAAGAAGAACAAAAAGAUGAUCUUGCUGAAAAGCUUAAAACUUCAACUUUCAAGUUAAUUUAUUUAGAUAAUAUUUGUGAACUUAAAGGAGAGGCAAUUUUAGAAGCAAUAAAAGGUAAUCUUCAGCUCAUCUACAUAAAUAAAUCUAAUGAUAUUGAAUAAUUAGAUAUCUCUAAUUAGGAUAAAUCCAAAUCGACCAAAAGUUGCCCAGAACCCUAAGAAUAAAAGGAAAGCUUUGUUAUGUCUUCAAAGGAUUCAGAAAAUGAGCCUGUAAAUGACGAAAAUGAAUCAUAUUUUGAAAUAGCGAAUAACAUAAUGAAUUAUUUAUGA
Messenger RNA from Paramecium tetraurelia, 693 nucleotides. RefSeq lists its product as uncharacterized. The transcript has a single exon. The record is from RefSeq and is a predicted model, not a curated record. NCBI's taxonomy places the organism in Eukaryota, Ciliophora, Oligohymenophorea, Peniculida, Parameciidae.